Gopherus flavomarginatus (Mexican gopher tortoise) is the source of this 2311-nucleotide messenger RNA. Its product is annotated as beta-1,4-galactosyltransferase galt-1-like. NCBI's taxonomy places the organism in Eukaryota, Metazoa, Chordata, Testudines, Testudinidae. The record is from RefSeq and is a predicted model, not a curated record. The transcript has a single exon. Bases 177 to 1556 code for a protein of 459 amino acids.
AUGAUUAUGCUAUGUAGGUGCAGGAGUAGAUUAGCUUUCAGUUUAAAUAUUUCCUGCUUUUAACUGGUAAAGUAAUUACCGAUAUCUACUUUUACGUCCUACUUUUAACUGGUAAUGUUCAUUCUAACUUUAACCCAUUUCUCUCAUAGACACUUACCUAGAACUUAAAUGCAGAAAUGUCUUGCUAUGGAAGAAUCUUUUUUUUUGUGAUGGUCCUUUUCGUACUGAUUCUGUAUUCCCUCUUGUACUAUUGGGUAACACAAAACUCUCUCUCAUCAAAGUCGACAGGGCUGAUUGACCUCUGUCAAGGUGAGAUUGCCAGGGAUACAAUCACAGCAUUACAAUAUAAUAAAACAUUUAUAAUAGCACCAUACUUUGACAAAAGACAAAUAAACCUCACUCGUGUCAUUGGGAUUGUACACCAUAAUGAAGUAAGAGAUCUUUAUUGCUGGUUUUGUUGUCAAUCUGAUGGCAAGGUAUCUGUGGAAAGGGCAGCAAUAGAUGUUCAUUCAGAUCUAUUUGGAUUCCCUUAUGGUACAGCAGAUUUACUUUGUGUGGAGCCCCAAAACUGUGAUCCAAACUAUGUGUCAAUUCAUUGGUCCCCUAAAGGAAAUAUUGUCCAGCUACCAAGGUUUGAAAUAAAAAACCGUGAAGACAAGACCCUUUCUGUUGAAUUCACUGUGUGCAUCUCUACCAUGUUUGGAAAUUACAACAAUGUCUUACAAUUCAUACAGAGCAUUGAGAUGUAUAAAAUUCUUGGGGCACAGAAAGUUGUUAUCUAUAAGAACAGCUGCAGCCAAUUGAUGGAGAAAGCCUUAGAAUUUUAUAUUGCAGAAGGAACUGUUGAGAUAAUUCCCUGGCCAAUUACUUCAUACUUUAACGUUUCUUCUUACUGGCAUUUUUCUAUGGAUACCAAAGACGUUGGCUACUAUGGACAAAUUACUGCUCUAAAUGAUUGUGUUUACCGCAACAUGUACAGGAGCAAGUUUGUGCUUCUUAAUGAUAUUGAUGAAAUUAUUCUCCCCAUUAAACACCUGAACUGGAAAACAAUGAUGAGCAGCCUUCAGGAGCAAAAUCCAGGGACUGGCAUUUUCCUCUUUGAGAACCACAUCUUCCCUAAAACUGUGUAUUCUUCGAAUGAGGCAUUCAACAUUUCAUCCUGGAGCGCUGUACCAGGGGUCAACAUACUCCAGCAUAUUUAUAAAGAGCCUGAUAGACCAUGGGCCUUCAGUCCUAGGAAAAUGAUAGUUGAUCCAAAGAAAGUGAUUCAGACUUCCGUCCACUCUGUUCUAAAGGCCUAUGGAAGCAGCCUAGAAGUUUCCAGGGACAUUGCAAUUACUUAUCAUUGCAGAGACCCUCUCCAAGGAAACAUACCUAAAAAAUUUCUCACUAAGGAUCCAACCCUCUGGAGAUAUAACUUGUCUUUGAUUAAGAAUGUUAACAAAGUGCUAAAAAAGCAGUACUUCAAAUGGACCAUGAAAAAAAUAUUGCAGAUAUUCUCAGAAGCCAUUGGAAACACCUUUAAAGGGACAGUUAUAGACAUUUCUACUUUAUAAAUCCUAAGGCCCUCAUUUGUAAGUGGGCAAACCAGUUUAGUCAUAAUUUUGCAGCAUUGAAAAUGAGACCUGGAAAAGCAAUCCUACUCAUGGUAAAAUCUACUGUAAAUUAAAAGCAUAAGUGAGCCAUAAAGAGAUGUGAUGCAAGUAUGUUAAGAAUUGUGGUAUGAUAUUGUUAAAUGUCUCUCUCUCUUUCUUUCUUGCUUUAAUCCUAUCUAAAGAAGCUGAAAAUACAUUGUACAUAAUCUCAGCACUUUCCUUAUGUUUAUGGAAUCAUAACUUGGUUAUGUUAUUUAUUUAGGGAUCAGAGUAUUGCUCUACUUCUAGAAAUAGGAGGACAAGGUAAAACUCCAAACGUACCUUCCCUAGCUUAGCAGUUAAGAGCUCCUCAGCUUUAAAGGUGGUGGUCUUUAAAUAAAUGUGUUAAAUAUUUGGUUUUAAUAUUUUCUUUCUUUAGGCAUUGUAAUCUGUUAUUAGGAAAUUAUUGAAUUAGAACAUAACAAAGAAAGUAAUAUAGCAAAAUGACCAUUUUGCUUUGUGUUGUUUCUAAUCCAUGCGUUACUCCAGUGAGUUUGACUGCAUAGGUUAAUGUAAAUUCAGUCUAUGAACUUUACAACUAAUUUUAUCAUUCCUUGUUCAAAAAGGAGCAUAGAAAGAGGUGGUUUUAUUUAGUGUUGUAAGUUUCCCCUUAUGCCAGCAGCCAUAUGAUCUCUGAAUUGCUAGCUUUGCCAGCUGAUAUUUCACAAUGUCUCACA